GUGUGUUGGGGUUGUGUCCGAUGUUCCGCGAACCAUCCCUGGAGACACAUCAAGAACGACGCACCAUCCACACUUUUGACCCGCGGGCAGUUUCCAACAACGACAGCAGUGCGCAGAACACCACCAUUUUGUCAUCAGCCAGAGCGUAUUCCCUACCCAAGGCUUGCAACAAAUACCCGGCGAAGUCUUCUGCUGCGAGGGCGGUCGAGUUUCCGAUCAUCAGUCGGGAAAACACACACAAACAGGAGGGCGUUGCGGCUUGAAGAGCCAGUACAUUGCGACGGGCAGAGGCAAUGUCGCGGCGAAUUACUUUCUUGGGGGUGAUACGGUUCACGGACCGGGUGCUGGUGGCGGGAUACUCUCCGUCGGAGGCAGAUGACUCCCUGAUCAUCAAGGAGCUUAUGUCCAACCCGGACACCUUCGUGGAGCCUCGCAAGCGCUACUCCGUGGAGGGCCGCAUGUUCUCCAUCCACUUUGUCGCGGACGACAGCAACCGCAUCUACAGCUGCGUGACGGACAAGGAGUACCCUGCGAGAAUCGCCUUCACCCUGCUGGAGGAGGCACAGACCAAGUUCCUCACCAAGGUGGGGGACAAGUCGCUCACCGCUAAGGAGGGAGGCUUGUCGCGCACGAUGAAGUCAAGCUUCUCGGACCUGUGCAUCAAGUAUGACGACAUCCGUAACGUGGACAGGAUGGCAGCUGACAAAGUGGACGUUGUGAAGGUGACCAUGCAGGACAACAUCCAGCAGAUGCUUGCCAACGAGGAGCGGCUAGACCAGAUCAGCGAAAACGCUGAGAACCUGAACGAACAGGCAAAGGUGUUCCAAAACCGCUCCUCCGCGCUCCGGAGGCAGAUGAGGUGCAAGGCGAUCAAGAUGUGGUUCUUGCUGGCCUUGGUGGUGAUCAUCCUGCUCAUCAUCAUCAUCGUGCCAAUCGCACUGCACGCCAAGAACAACAGCGACUAGGGGCCAAAGUGGUGUGCACGGGGCAUGCAUGUGGUGCACUCACUGCAUGGCGCCCGUUUCUCCAAUAUAUCUCGCCGGCGAUAAACCUGAAGCCCCGUCUUCUAGGCGGAGCGUAACAUCCAGUGAAGCAUGUUGGUAUUUUCUGAGCGUCUAGCACCUCCCGUGAUCGAUUUCAAGUACCCAGAGAAAAGCGAAGGUUGCAGGACUGCUGCCGUGCAUACUUUGCCACGGGAAUAAAGGACGCAGUGUCUUUGGCAGCUGGCUUGGUUGAGUAAAUGCGAAAGGGCAUGGCGCUCUAAUUGCCCGGUCUCCGUUCCGUUUUGCUGGUUUGGACGAGGAAAGAAGUGUGCGCAGAGCGGAACAAGUGGGGCCUAACGUCGUAGGAGAUGUGGGCGGUUGGUUCACUGCAAAGCUUUUAGGCGUCUCCCGGCGAACAGGCGUUCAGCGCGCCGUGUUGCUUUAGUACCUUCGUGUUACUCCCGUGUAGAACGCAGCAUCCAUGCGCUCUCGGUUGGGCGCAGCCGAUAAUGAUGUGUGCUGGCUACUUGCAUUCAGCCGAGUGAUGUGUUGGCCGGCGACGCCGAUGCGAUGUGGCGUGGCGCCAGCUAGUUGCACUGCUGUAGCGUGUGAAUCCUGAUUCCAGCAGUCCGUGACCGGUAUAUUCUUCCUUGUUUUUUUCGCCUUUGCCUUAUGUGAGUGAUAGUAUCACCACAUCGAGUAGAGCGAGGCACGAUGUCUCCUCAUGAGGACAGGAAGUAUCAACACGGGGAGGGGCGCGAGGAGGUCAUUGCUUGAAGUUCAACUCUCUGCGUGUGUUUUAUAAGAGGGGAAGGAUGCUGAUGUUUGGCGUGCUCAUGGAGAACUAAUGGACCAGUGCGCAUGUCAACUUAUAUGUAUUUUUUUAAUGCAAGGCGACUUCUUGGUGUGGGUUUCGAUGUCAAGAAUGAUAUGCCUAGAAACGUCGACUCUUUUGUCUGGUCGAAAACCGAAAUGUCCAAUCUCUGUGCCGCUUGACUAACCCUGGUCAAGUGUGAGACUUGCGAGCUUACAUAGGGAGCCAAAUAAUGAAGGAAGUCGAGCGCCUUCUUGAGCACAAGAGCACCUGUCGAAAUUGGCCAAUCACAAAACUGCGGGGAUGCUGUUGUUGCGCAUGUCGAGACUCCGCAAGAGAUAUUAACACUUG
This is a messenger RNA of Ectocarpus sp. CCAP 1310/34, 2148 nucleotides long. NCBI's taxonomy places the organism in Eukaryota, Phaeophyceae, Ectocarpales, Ectocarpaceae. The record is from the annotation of a GenBank genome assembly.